Molecule: messenger RNA, 2238 nt
Organism: Striga hermonthica
Lineage: Eukaryota; Viridiplantae; Streptophyta; Magnoliopsida; Lamiales; Orobanchaceae
Source: the annotation of a GenBank genome assembly
AUGUCUCUCUCCAGCCACGACGGAGGCAAAGGCGGCGACGGCGACGGCGACGGCGACGGCGGAAGCCACUGGCAGGUCGUGAGAACCCGGGUCGGCCAGUUUCUGAGAGAGCGUGAGCUUAAAAAAAGCCUCAGGAGCACGAUGUCCUCCUUAAUCAACGUUCCCGACGCGAUUGAAGCUGAUUACAAGUCUUCGGGGUCUCAGGACGAACGGAGCUCCGAGGACACCACGGUCGACGGUUUGAGGGAAAGCCCCGGCGAGUGGCCUAUCAGGCAGCGGCUGCUGGUGGUGGCAAACAGGCUUCCGGUUUUUGCCGUGAGGUGUGACGAUUCGUGGUCAGUCGAGAUUAGCGACGGGAGUCUCGUGAGCGCACUAUCGGGUGAGAUAUUUUACUAUUUUUUGGAUGAUGUGCCAGUAGGCGUGAAGGACAUGGAGAUCUGGUGGAUCGGUUGGAUGGGCGUGGAUGUGCCCGAUGAGGCUGGACAGAUGGCCUUGACUAAAGCGCUUGGUGAUAAGAAUUGUGUUCAUGUUCUCUUGGAUGAGGUGACUGCAAGUGAUUGCUCCAAUUACAUGUGGCCCCUGUUCCACUACCAUGCAUUGUCAGACGAAGAUCUGUUGGCUACCACCAGGAGCAUUCAUCAUACGCAGUUUGCCGCUUACAGGAGGGCCAAUCGGAUGUUUGCAGAUGUGAUCUGUAAACACUAUAAAGAUGGAGAUAUUGUCUGGUGUCAAGACUACCACCUCAUGCUUCUGCCGAAAUUUCUGAAGGAAUAUGACAUCAAUAUUAAAGUUGGUUGGUUCUUGCAGACCCCUUUCCUAUCUUCAGAAAUCCAUCAAACUCUUCCAUCUCGAAGAAAAGUGUUGCAUGCGGUUCUAGCUGCCGAUUUGCUUGGUUUUCACACCUACGAUCAUGCAAGACAUUUUGUGAGUGCUCUUGGAGUCGAAGCUGUUCCUGAAGGAGUAGAGUAUCAAGGGAGAAUAACUCGCGUGGCUGCGGUAAUGCUGGGAGUUGAUCGCCCUGAUAUGAUCAAAACGUUACUAGCAUUUGAAAAGUUUAUAGAGGAAAACCCUGAAUGGCAUGAUAAGGUGGUCUUACUGCAAAUUGCUGUACCAACCAGAACUGACUUAGCUGAAUAUCAAAAGCUUACAAGCCAGGUCCAUGAAAAUGUUGGAAGGAUCAAUGGCAAAUUUGGAACUCUGACAGAAGUACCUAUUCAUCAUCUGGAUCGUUCUCUUGACUUUAAUGCCUUGUGUGCACUUUAUGCGAUCACUGCACAAUCUCUUAGAGCUGGAGCACUUCUAGUAAACCCAUGGAACAUCAAAGAAGUAUCUGAUGCCAUUGGACAAGCUUUGGUUAUGCCUGCAGAAGAAAGAGAAAAGCGCCACUUGGUUAACUUCGAUCAUGUGACGUCUUAUACUGCUCAACGGUGGGCUGAAUUCUUCAUAAGUGAACUGACUCACAAUGUUAUUGAAGCAAAGCAAAGAGUAAGAGAAAUAUCUCCUCGGCCUAUUUUUAGCGAGGGAAUCAAUGUUUACUUGCAAUCUGAGAACAUACUUAUACUGUUGGAGGAGUUAGAAAACGAAGUGAGGAGAAUAUCUGACACGGCAGACUCGACGAGGCUGCAGCUGGAGGACAAAGCAAUGAAGCUUGAAAGUGAGGUAAAGGAUACUUUGGACUUGGCAGACUCCACGCAAAAGCAACUAAAAGAAAAAAUUAGUGUGCUUGAAAGCGAGCUUUUCGAGGCGAGAAAGCUGAUCAAAAAAGACUCGAAUGCAAGGGCAACGAGAGUGCCAAUGGAACUUCCUUCGGAUUUGAGGAAGAGGUUGAGACCAUUACUAUUCGUUCUGGUCUUUAUCUGCUUCUCAGUUUUAUCAGCUGGCUUGGUAUUUUCGGAUGAAUACACUACGUUAUACUACAUUGCCUUGUAUUCAUAUUUGCUGGUACCUGGGGUUGACAUUGCCGUUGAAGUGGAAUGGAGCUGGCGUCCCAAUUUUGUCGCGCGUGUUGUGAUGGAUUCAGUCCUAAUGAGUGUAGUUCCAGCGGCAUUACAAUAUUGUACUGGAAUUGCAGCCCUCUUCUUGCGCCUUAUCAGCUCUGGGGCGGGCUCUAGCUCUGUGAUGUAUGUGGGCAUGGUUACAAAUUUGUGCAUGUACAUAUUCGAGGAUGUAUAUGUUGAAUAUUUACAGGAACGUCUCAUCCGCUCCUCAGCUACUUGGAGGCAGAGGUACCCAUACUAA